Molecule: messenger RNA, 1530 nt
Organism: Pneumocystis carinii B80
Lineage: Eukaryota; Fungi; Ascomycota; Pneumocystomycetes; Pneumocystales; Pneumocystaceae
Product: phenylalanine-tRNA ligase
Exons: 5
Coding region: 33-1484 (483 amino acids)
Biological process (GO): phenylalanyl-tRNA aminoacylation
Cellular component (GO): mitochondrion; cytoplasm
Molecular function (GO): tRNA binding; ATP binding; phenylalanine-tRNA ligase activity
Source: RefSeq, a predicted model, not a curated record
AUCGAAAUUAACAACUACAAAAAAAUAAGCAGAUGAAAUUAUUGGAUAAAGUGCCAUUUAACAGGCAUUUUAUGGCUCAAAAAUUGAAUAAUAAAUCAAUUAUAUCCAUAUUAAAUAGUUACAGUUUUUUUUUCAGAAAAUUUGGUGAAAAAACGGCAAAAAAAGGCACAGAAAGGCCAAAUAAUAAAGAAUAUAUCUCUAUAUUAGGGGAAAAAUAUCGUUCAGAUAGUUAUUCAAACAUUACACCAACAAUUCUUAAAGCAGUUGAGAAAAAACUGCAUUUUCAAGUAUCACAUCCAUUAGGAAUUCUUCGUCAGAUAAUAGAAUCUCAAUUUGAUACAACUAACUAUGAAAUAUUCAAUGAAUUUUCACCGGUUGUUAGUACAGUAAAGAACUUUGACUGGCUUAAAUUUCCAAUUGAUCACCCAGACCGUAAAUCUACAAAUACAUAUUAUGUUAAUGAAAACCAUGUCUUACGUACACAUACAUCAGCGCAUCAGAUAGAUGCGUUUAGAAGAAUGAAAAAGAAAGGAUUUUUAAUAACAGCAGAUGUAUAUAGAAGAGACGAAAUUGAUAAAAAUCAUUAUCCAGUUUUUCAUCAAAUGGAAGGAGUGAGAGUUUGGGAAAAAACAGAAGGGAGAUCAUUAGUAGAAGAGAUAGAAAUUCUGGAAAGUAAUAUUUCGUAUUUAGGUAUUGUUAUUGAAAAUUCAACUUUUCCAUUUUAUUCACAACAAAAUCCUUUACAAAAAAAUCAUCAGAAAGAUGAAAUUGAAGCAAUUUCGAGGCAUUUAAUUAAAACAGUUGAAAAGAUAAUUGGUUACAUAUAUGAGAUUUCGCGACCAUUACAUGAUCAAUUAAACAAAGAUACACCUUUAAAAAUUCGCUGGAUCGAAUCAUAUUUUCCAUUUACAAGUCCCUCAUGGGAAUUAGAGAUAUUUUGGGAAGGGAAAUGGAUAGAAAUAUGUGGCUGUGGAAUCAUAAAUCAUGAAUUGUUAAAAAUUGCAGAUAUUCCUAAUCGAAUUGGCUGGGCAUUUGGUCUUGGAUUAGAAAGAAUUGCUAUGAUAUUUUUCAAAAUUCCUGAUAUACGACUUUUUUGGUCUAAUGAUCCAAGAUUUCUUAAGCAAUUUUCCCCAGGAAAAAUAUCUAUAUUUCAACCUUAUUCAAAAUAUCCUCCAUGUUACAAAGAUAUUGCUUUUUGGGUUAAUAAAAAAGAAAUUUCUGACAAAAGUAGCUUAUCAACAAUAAAAAGAAGGAAGUUUUGUGAAAAUGAUUUUAUGGAAAUUGUAAGAAAUGUGGGAGGCAUUCUAAUUGAAGAGGUUAAACUGAUUGAUCAAUAUACACACUUAGAAACAAAAAGAAAAAGUCUAUGUUAUCGGAUUAAUUAUAGAUCAAUGGAUAGAUCACUCACUGAUAAAGAAGUGAACAAACUCCAAGAGCGUCUUAGAAGUCGUAUUGCAGAAGAACUAGAUAUAGAACUUCGAUAAUAUAAUUAAUUUUUGACCUUAUAUUACAAAAUUUACUAUUUAUUAA